This is a messenger RNA of Orcinus orca (killer whale), 1176 nucleotides long. RefSeq names its product interleukin 20 (gene IL20). The transcript has 5 exons. Gene Ontology annotation, molecular function: signaling receptor binding. The record is from RefSeq and is a predicted model, not a curated record. NCBI's taxonomy places the organism in Eukaryota, Metazoa, Chordata, Mammalia, Artiodactyla, Delphinidae.
UGGUCUCCAGAAUCUGGCUCCAGAAUCUCCUGGUCUCCAGAAUGAAAGGCUCUGGUCUUCCCCUCUGCCUUCUUUCUGCUGUGUUUUAUGUCUUCUGGACACCUUCUGCCAGGCUGAAGACACUCCAUUUGGGAAGCUGUGUGAUCACCACAACUCUUCAGGCAAUUCGAGGUGGAUUUUCAGAGAUACAGGACAGACAACCCAAAGAUGAAAUCAUUGACCUCAGAAUCUUGAGGAAGACUCAGCCUUUGCAAGACACGAAGCCUGCAGGUCAGUGCUGCCUCCUCCGCCAUAUACUGAGACUCUACCUGGACAGAGUAUUCAAAAACUAACAGACCCCUGACCACCGUAUCCUCCAGAAGAUCAGCGGUCUCGCCAACUCUUUUCUUACCAUCAAGAAGGACCUCUGUCUCUGUCAUGCCCAUAUGACAUGCCCUAGUGGGGAAGAAGCAAUGGAGAAAUACAGCCAGCUUAUGAGCCACUACGAAGAGCUUCAGCCUCAGGCAGCAGUGGUGAAGGCUUUGGGGGAGCUAGACAUUCUCCUGAGCUGGAUGGAGAUGGACUAGGAAGAAAGUGAUGCUUCUGAGAGUAUUCUGGGCCCAGACUCCCAGCCCUCAGUACCCAGGAGGCAUGACCCCAAACCACCAUCUCUUUUUGUAUAAUUUAGUGCUGGUCACUGUGUAUAUUAUUUAUUUAUUAUUUGUUUCCUUAUUGUGAUUAUCUUCAUGUGUUCCUAUUCUUAAUCUAGAGUUUUAUCAGAUUUUAAUAAGAUCUUUUUUACUGUUGAGUGUAUUUAUUAGCUAAUAUAUUUAUUUCUGCUAUUUAACUUAUUUAUUUUUAUAUUUGAAGAUGAGACUUUUAAAAACAAUUCACAGAUUGUAUUUAUAGCCCAACUAGAGCAGGUUUUUCGUAGAGUAAACAAACCUUCUAAAUUCUAGAGGAGUGGCUAGAAUUUUAUUAAAUUAAGGACAUGUUUACUGACCACCAGUGUUUUAAGAGAUACUUAAAACUGAACCAAUGACUACUAAGCGUGGGUUGUGGAAGAAGAACUUCUGAUGUGAAAUUACAGGCUUGUCUUACAAUUACUGACCACCCCUACUCAACUCCCAAACCCCAGACUUGUGUAUCUUCCAUUUAUGGAAUCCUCUGGGGCCAGAAUGUAUUUUUACAAAUAAA